This is a messenger RNA of Sebastes umbrosus (honeycomb rockfish), 5706 nucleotides long. Its product is annotated as oxysterol-binding protein 1-like. The coding region runs from base 448 to 2820 and encodes 790 amino acids. Gene Ontology annotation, molecular function: sterol binding. The record is from RefSeq and is a predicted model, not a curated record. NCBI's taxonomy places the organism in Eukaryota, Metazoa, Chordata, Actinopteri, Perciformes, Sebastidae. The transcript is spliced from 18 exons. Gene Ontology annotation, cellular component: membrane; intracellular membrane-bounded organelle; cytosol.
CAGCUUCCUGUUUGUGCAGCUAGCAGCGAGCUUAGUGACGGACACUGUUUUAAGGAGCUUUGAUGUUGGGAAUUGGCUCCUAGUUCCUAGAAGUACCUCGAAGUACCUUCAGUAUAUCCAGGCUGUGUUUACUGGACUCUAGUGUGUGUCAUCCUGGCAGAGAGCCGGAGUGUUAACAUGACUGUUAUCAGUAGUUAGCUCUGUGUUGGUCCUCAGUCUGUGAGAGUUAUGGUUCAGUAAGGUUAGCUACACAGGAGGCAUGUCAGCACUGAGCUGUAAUGUGCAGAUUCAUAUUAAUGUUUAAUCCAAGCUGUAAAGAUUAUAGUGACAUUAGAGAAACAAGAAGCUCAGUGUGCUAAUUCAUCCUUGGAUGGAUUUACCUCACAUCCAUAGCUCUGGAGACACUACAGGCUAUAAGUUCACCCAGUGAAACCACAGGCUGCUGUGAUGUCGGAGCCUAAGCCCCCUACUCCAACCCCUGGAGACACGUACAAGGGUUGGCUCUUCAAGUGGACUAACUACAUUAAAGGUUACCAGAGACGCUGGUUUGUUCUGAGCAAUGGCUUGCUGUCUUACUACAGGACCCAGGCAGAGAUGGGUCACACAUGCCGAGGCACCAUCAACUUGGCCACAGCCAAUAUUGCUGUGGAGGACUCGUGCAAUUUUGUCAUUUCCAACGGAGGUGCGCAGACCUACCACUUGAAGGCCAGCUCAGAAGUGGAGCGACAACGAUGGAUCACUGCUCUGGAGCUCGCCAAGGCGAAGGCUGUCCACAUGCAGGCUGAAUCUGAUGACUCGGGUGACGAUUGUCCUGCAGCGCCCCCCUCCGCAGGACAGGGUGGAGGCUGCCGUAACUUAGAAAUCCAGUCCACACUGCGCACACUUGGCAGCAAGGUGGAGGACCUCAACACCUGCAAUGAUCUCAUUGUCAAGCAUGGAUCUGCCCUCCAAAGGUCUUUGUCAGAACUGGAGGGGAUUCGUGUCGGAGGAGACAUGGGGGAAAAGAUGAGACAAGUUACAGAGAGAGCCACACUGUUCAGAAUCACCUCCAAUGCCAUGAUUAAUGCAUGUAGAGACUUCCUCUCCCUGGCCCAGAACCACAGUAAGCGCUGGACGAAGGCCUUACAGGUUGAACGGGACCAGAGGAUACGGCUGGAGGAGACUCUGGAGCAGCUGGCCAAACAGCACAAUCACUUGGAAAGAGCUUUCAGAGGAUCUACAGUCCCCUCUUCAUUCAGCAAUCCCACCUUAGGUAACAAAGGUGCCGUUUCAGUAAAAGGUGAUGCCAGUGACGAGGAUGAUGACAAUGAGUUCUUUGACGCUAUGGAAGACCCAGACCAGUUUAUUACUGUCCCUGCUGACCCCAAGUAUCACAGGAGAUCUAACAGCAACCUUAGUGGGCUCAGCAGUGAGACUGGAAUGGACGAUCAGUCAGUAAAUUUUGAUGAGCUGUCUUUGGCAUCCAACCCAGAGUCUCCACAGCCCCUUGAGUUAGAGCCAGUUAGACAAAGACGGACUCGCAUCCCUGACAAGCCCAACUAUUACCUCAAUCUGUGGAGCAUCAUGAAGAACUGUAUUGGAAAGGAGCUCUCAAAGAUACCAAUGCCUGUGAAUUUCAACGAGCCCCUCUCGAUGCUGCAACGUCUAUCCGAAGACCUGGAGUACUACGAGCUGCUGGAUAAGGCUGCUAAAUGUCAGAGCUCUCUAGAGCAGAUGUGUUAUGUGGCCGCGUUCACAGUCUCUUCCUACUCCACCACUGUCCACCGCACAGGAAAACCCUUCAAUCCUCUGCUGGGAGAAACCUUUGAGCUUGAUCGGCUAAAAGAUUGUGGCUACCGCUCCCUCUGCGAACAGGUGAGUCACCACCCACCUGCUGCAGCUCACCAUGCCAUCUCUGAAAAGGGCUGGACCCUCAGACAAGAAAUUACCCUGGCCAGCAAGUUUAGAGGGAAAUAUCUCUCUAUCAUGCCUUUGGGUUCUAUCCAGUGUUUAUUUGAGAAGAGCAACAAUCACUACUCAUGGAAGAAAGUGACUACGACAGUACACAACAUCAUCGUUGGAAAAUUAUGGAUUGACCAGUCAGGGGAGAUAGAUGUGGUGAACCACAAGACAGGAGAUCGCUGCCACCUCAAGUUUGCUCCCUACAGUUACUUCUCCAGAGAUGUACCAAGAAAGGUAACAGGAGUAGUAACAGAUAAGGACGGGAAGGCCCACCACGUGCUAUCGGGAACCUGGGAUGAGAAGAUGGAGUUCUCCAGGGUAAUGCAGAGCAGUAAAGGUGAGAACGGCACUGAAGGCAAACAGAGGACCGUCUAUCAGACCCUCAAAGCCAAAGAAAUCUGGAGAAAGAACCCUUUACCAGAGGGAGCAGAGAACAUGUACUUCUUCUCCUCACUGGCCUUGGCGCUCAAUGAACCCGAAGAGGGAGUGGCGCCAACAGACAGUCGGCGGCGCCCCGACCAGAGGUUAAUGGAGGACGGCCGAUGGGAUGAGGCUAACGCAGAGAAACAGAGGCUGGAAGAGAAACAGCGCAUCGUUCGCCGAGAAAGGGAGAGGGAGGCUGUUAAAGCAGCCAGCUCACCAGAGGAAGCUGUCACUGAGGAUUCAAUCAAUGAUUCACCCUUGAAAACUGAUGCAGUGGAGACUGGCACAGAAGCACAUGAGGUUUCUGAUGAAAGCGCUCAUUCAGACAACUACCAAUCGAUGUGGUUUGAGAAGUUAGACGACCCCGUCUCCGGAGAGACCUUGCAUGUUUACAAGGGCGGUUACUGGGAGACGAAGGACCAAGGCGACUGGGACGCGUGCCCUGACAUCUUCUGAUCCCAGCUGAGUCGGCCUGUCUUCCUCUGUGGUGUACAAACCUUCCGUCAGCUAAAGAGGGGAUUCAAGCCUGACGUCAACCUAUCUUCAAUGUCCGUAGCUUCAGCUGAUCACUCCCACUCAGCUCCCCUUUUCCAGCAGUGAUUUGCUCAGGGUUAAGGGCAUCUGGACUUCAACGUAGAUACAAUGCACAUUGUAGCAUUGUUGUAACAUUGCAGCUGUUUAGUGUUCAGGAUUCCCUCUUACUGCCUCUCAAACACUGAUGUUUAUCUUGAUCCACUGCUUGUUUCUCAGCCCAGGGUUCUUUGGUACACUCUUUGAGUUGCAUUAUGCAUUUUCUUUAAAAGCACUACUAUCAAAGGCAUAAUCCAUUCAGAUGUCAUCUUAUAAUAUACAAGUUUGCUUAGAGAGAGUGAGCUACUACAGAACAUGUAAUUUAUGUGUGUGGUUUUGUUGUUAACUCCUGAUUAUGACUACUUUUGCAAUUAAUUUAUUGCAGCUUCCCCAGCACAGCACCACUGCGAGUCAAAGUUCAAUCAUACCCAAUGUUAACACAGUAAAUAUUCACUAUACCAGUUUCAGACCACAUCAAAUGCAGAGAUGCUUCAAUGGUUCUGACAAAGGAGAGAUAAAUGCUGUUUUGUUUUUUUAAAGAAGUAAUUAAUGGCAUAUGUCAACAAUGAUCUUUGGACUGGUAUAAAAUGAAAAGUGUCACAAACACCAAGACAUGACACAGAGUUUGCCUUUCAAUUUAUAGUAAUUUGUGGUGCUACUUUAUUCCCUGAAGUAAAACAACUCCGGAAGUAUAUUAGUCUUUUUUCAUUUUUUGCCCUCAACUAGUCCGUUUCAAAAUAGGUUUGUGAUUAUUAUUUUUUUAUAUAUAUAUAUUUUUAUUCCCUCAACCGCCCUAUAAAACACAUGGUAGCUGUGAAGAGAUAUGAAAGUAGUUCAUUAGGAUUAUACUACAUUACCGCUCCUCAUAUUUUGGCCCAAUUAAGUCUGUUUUUUUUUAAAACUACCUUUUUUCAUUAUAGAAGAAUAAAAUGUAACGGGGGUUUUUUCUACACGUUUUUCAUUGAGGAAUAUUUCUCUGUGUAGCACAUUAAGUUGAAUAGAAUAUAUGUUCUUUAUUUAAUAUACUAUAUGAAUUGAAAUAGUGGUAUUAAAUGUAUUAGUACCAUGAAAAUAUGAAGUAUUAAAAAAUACCAGUGGCACUAUUGCCUGCAUCGAGGGGAAACUUUCUUUUUUUUUUUUUUUUUUAGUUAGUAAAUUACAUAUACAGUUACUUUACUACACUAUAAAUUGAUCUUGUCCCAUUCUAUACUCUUUAUUCUAACAGACGUUUGCUUUUACAGAGAAAACCCUGUAAUUCUGUCCUGUAGACCCUGAACAACCUGUGAAAAAUCUUAUGUUUUGUGGUACACUAUGACCCCGAACUACGAAGCAAUGUCACAUUCCCCCUGACAUUAUUGAUGGGCAGCAGAUGCAUUUUUUUUUUUGUAAAGGGGCGUGUUCAAGCUAACAUGGAGUGUUAAAUUGCUGUUGACCAGGUUAUUGUGAGUAAGAGCCUUGUAAGAUUAAAUCAUAUUGUGUCUGAGAUUGACUCUAUUUUAUUCUCCACCCAAGUACACUAAUGUUAAACUAUUUUCAUAACUUAAGUUUAUGCCCUCACUAAAACUUGGAUCAAUAAUUUAAAUUCUGCUUUCAAAGUAAAUGUUGAGGCUCACCAUUUGAACAGUUGAUAUUAAUUUAAGAGCAGCAGAGCUGAGCUGUGUGCUGAUUUCUACCGGCUUCAUGAUUAGUGAAGGGAAAUGUGAGGCAAGUGUUUUUGUCUUCCUGGUUUCCUUCAAACAAAAGCUUUAAUCUUGAUGUAGGUUAUUUUAGUCGUGAGUGUAAUUUUUUAACAGACAGCAAUAAGAGUGCCUCAGUGCGUAUACAUGUGGCACAAAAUGAAAUGUGUGAAGUGAGAUCGCUAAAAAUGCAAAAACUGAUUUCUGACAUUGUAUUUGUCUCUGUUCGUUAUUUGAAUGGAAGGACUGUGUGUUUGCUCAAAAAUCUAAAUUUCAUUUUAUAUUCAAGUGUACUUAAAACACUGAAAAUGAAGAUCACAAAACAUAAUGUUGCAAAUAUUUCUGUGUAAAUAUAUUAAAUAGCAAAGUAAUUGUGAUAUUAACUGGUGAUAUUGAUAGAGAAUCUAAUGGCGGUGAUGCACUUUUGCUUUUUUCAUUGUUGUUUACUUAGAACUGGAUGCAUCUUCAUUGUCUGUGUUAUCAUGAGUCCUCUACCAGUUGGAUAGCGUUAUUUUAAAUAUAUUAAUUUGUUUUGGUCUGAAUCAUCCCGUAGUGUGAUUUACUACAUCAUUUAAACACAUGAUGAAGAGUGUGUGUGAGGAAUGUACAGUUUGAUGCUAUCCCAUGUCUCUUAAAUUACACAUUUUACAGGUUUCUGUCUGUUCUCUUUUUCAACAUAUAAUCUUGAUUUUUAGCCCCAUCAUAUCAUGUGUGGUUUUAACUUUUUUUCUGAAAUUUCUACCUUUUUCAUCCCUUUCAUUGUUUCCAGCUAAGAUUGUUUUUGCCCUGCAAUUUCCCACAAUUCUCAAAAACUGACUCAAGGUGUGUCUCUUACACGUACAUUAUUUAUCAUGCCCUACGUGAUUUGACUAUUUGUCAACUUUUGAUGUUGGCUUCUGAAGACUUGUGAGUUUGUUUUGAAAACUUUUCCUAAACCAUGUGCAGUAAUUGUAAACAUGUGUACACUGGUUAAAAUAUGUAUUCUUCUGAGCAUACUUUUAACAUUUUCUGUCCUUCAAUGCAGUUUUGUUUUUUGUUUUUUGCAGGAUUGUGUUAGAGGUUGACAAUAUUAAAGUCUGAAUGGAAAUGAAGUGCA